This is a messenger RNA of Daucus carota subsp. sativus, 1845 nucleotides long. RefSeq names its product amino acid permease 3. Bases 147 to 1580 code for a protein of 477 amino acids. Gene Ontology annotation, biological process: amino acid transmembrane transport. Gene Ontology annotation, cellular component: membrane. The transcript is spliced from 6 exons. Gene Ontology annotation, molecular function: amino acid transmembrane transporter activity. NCBI's taxonomy places the organism in Eukaryota, Viridiplantae, Streptophyta, Magnoliopsida, Apiales, Apiaceae. The record is from RefSeq and is a predicted model, not a curated record.
CUUUAAACCAUCCCACUCCAACACUCAGAGUCCCAUACUCAGAGAAUUCAAUCUCCAUUUCGGAUUCUCUCUUGAUACAUUUCUGCAUUUAUAUCUACAACCCGCAACUUGUUAAUUAGACUCGAUACAUCAACCAUUUUUCAAACAUGUCUGAAAAAUCUGCGUCGAAUAAUUUAAGCAUGGAGGUUUCCAUGGGCGGUUCCAAGUGUUUCGACGACGAUGGUCGACUCAAAAGAACAGGUACGGUUUGGACAGCAAGUGCACACAUAAUAACAGCUGUGAUUGGCUCUGGAGUUCUGUCUUUGGCUUGGGCCACUGCUCAGCUUGGUUGGAUUGCUGGUCCAACUGUUCUCUUCUUGUUCUCUUUUGUCACUUACUACACUUCCUGCCUUUUGGCCGCUUGUUAUCGUUCUGGAGAUUCUGUCACUGGAAAGAGAAACUACACUUACAUGGAGGCUGUCCAAGCCAAUCUUGGCGGUUUCCAGGUUAAAAUUUGUGGGGCUAUUCAAUAUAUGAAUCUCUUCGGAGUUGCUGUUGGUUACACAAUUGCAGCAUCUAUUAGCAUGACGGCGGUGAAGAGAUCGAAUUGUUUCCAUGAUAGCGAUGCCAAGGAUCCUUGUGAAAUUUCGAGCACUCCUUAUAUGAUUGCGUUUGGUGCCAUGGAGAUACUCUUCUCACAGAUCCCGGAUUUUGAUCAAAUUUCCUGGCUGUCGAUUGUGGCUGCUAUUAUGUCCUUUACAUACUCUUCCAUAGGUCUUGCACUCGGAAUUUCCAAAGUUGCAGAAACCGGUCAAUUCAGGGGAAGCCUCACUGGAAUUAGCAUUGGUACCGUUACUCAAACUCAGAAGAUAUGGAGGAGCUUCCAAGCACUUGGAGCAAUAGCUUUUGCCUAUUCUUACUCUCUGAUUCUUAUUGAAAUUCAGAACACGCUCAAAUCUCCACCAUCAGAAUCCAAGACAAUGAAGAGAGCUACACUACUAAGUGUUGUAGUGACCACUGUUUUCUACAUGCUCUGUGGAUGUUUUGGCUACGCAGCAUUUGGAGACUUAGCUCCCGGAAACCUCCUAACUGGAUUCGGAUUUUACAACCCCUUCUGGCUUCUUGACAUUGCCAACAUAGCCAUAGUAGUCCACCUUGUUGGCGCAUACCAAGUUUACUGCCAGCCCUUAUUUGCUUUCGUCGAAAAACAUGCUACAAGAAUUUUCCCCAGCAGUGAUUUCAUUAACAAAGAAUUCGAUAUCCCUCUGCCCGGGGGUUUCAAGCCUUACAAGCUCAAUCUGUUCCGCUUGGUCUGGAGGACAGUGUUCGUGAUCCUUACCACAGUCAUAUCAAUGCUUAUGCCAUUCUUUAACGACGUUGUUGGCAUUCUUGGUGCGUUCGGGUUCUGGCCUCUCACAGUUUAUUUCCCAGUAGAAAUGUACAUAGUUCAGAAAAAGAUACCAAAGUGGAGCAGCAGAUGGAUUUCUCUGCAGAUAUUGAGUGGAGCUUGCCUAAUUAUCUCUAUUUGCGCAGCUGCUGGUUCAUUUGCAGGAGUUGUUACUGAUCUCAAGGUCUACAGGCCAUUCCAGACCAGUUACUAGUGUUUCUGUUGCAAGAAACCAGGAAAUUAAGAACUGAAAUUUAGAAUUAAUGCAGUUCUUGUUCAUGUUCAUGACAAGAGUAAUGAGCAAAUUCAUCCACUUUGUGGUGUCUUUUCAUUCCAAGUUUAAUGAAUAUAGGACAGAGGAGCCUUUUUACUUUUUAUUCAUGCAUGUAACAUCUGUGGAAUUUUUCAGUGAUAAUUAUCCAUCAAAAUCUUGUAACUUACAGUUUAUUUUAAUGAAGUUGUUAAAAUUCAGUGCUGAA